Messenger RNA from Eurypyga helias (sunbittern), 540 nucleotides. RefSeq names its product retina and anterior neural fold homeobox (gene RAX). Gene Ontology annotation, biological process: positive regulation of transcription by RNA polymerase II. The annotation marks the transcript as partial. The record is from RefSeq and is a predicted model, not a curated record. Lineage: Eukaryota; Metazoa; Chordata; Aves; Eurypygiformes; Eurypygidae. Gene Ontology annotation, molecular function: RNA polymerase II cis-regulatory region sequence-specific DNA binding; DNA-binding transcription factor activity, RNA polymerase II-specific. The transcript is spliced from 2 exons.
CGGGCCUUUGAGAAGUCCCACUACCCCGAUGUCUACAGCCGAGAGGAGCUGGCCAUGAAGGUCAAUCUGCCUGAGGUCCGCGUACAGGUGUGGUUUCAGAACAGACGGGCUAAGUGGCGACGGCAGGAGAAAUUAGAGGUGACCUCCAUGAAACUACAAGACUCACCCAUCCUCUCCUUCAACCGCUCACCGCAGGCAACACCCAUGGGUCCUCUCAGCAGCAACUUGCCCCUGGAGACGUGGCUCAGCCCUCCUGUGCCCAGCAGCACGGCACUGCAAACUCUGCCCGGCUUUGUGGCUUCACCACAGAGCCUGCCCAGCACCUACACGCCACCACCCUUCCUGAACUCUCCGGCAGUCACCCACACGCUGCAGCCCCUGGGGACCCUGGGGCCACCACCGCCUUACCAGUGCGGGGCCAGCUUUGUGGACAAAUUCCCCUUGGAUGAGACAGACCCCCGCAACACCAGCAUUGCUGCCUUGCGGAUGAAGGCCAAGGAGCACAUCCAGUCCAUCGGCAAACCGUGGCAGACAAUCUGA